This is a messenger RNA of Esox lucius (northern pike), 930 nucleotides long. RefSeq lists its product as uncharacterized. The transcript is spliced from 5 exons. The record is from RefSeq and is a predicted model, not a curated record. NCBI's taxonomy places the organism in Eukaryota, Metazoa, Chordata, Actinopteri, Esociformes, Esocidae. Bases 375 to 656 code for a protein of 93 amino acids. Gene Ontology annotation, molecular function: protein binding.
CAGCGGCCGAGGCAGCCAUGGUCUUCUCAAAGUGCUCCAUCUCCUCAGUGGUGAGCACAGCUAGUCUACGUACCUCUGGAUCUGGGCCUAUUCAUACAAGCCCCGGACGCCUAACAACACCACUGUUCCUCUGUAUUGGUCUGUCCAUAAAACUCCACAGGUUCCAGAAUUCAUAGGGAGGCUGCGGCACCAUCCGGUCAGAGACUCUGGGGUGACUGCAUGACCACAGGACAUCUCAGCCUUGAGGACAGUGGUGUCAUCAUCCAGGGCUAACACAACAAAAAGGGAAAUAUAAACAGAUACAUUCUCUCACGCAAUAAUUGAAACAUCUGAACAGCCAACGUGGUCUGGACACUACGCAGACUUUUAGCACAAUGGGAAAGAUCUACCAGGUCACAGUGAUUGGAUUCAGAGGGGAAAAAAUGGUGAUCGACCUGAGCAAUACAGAGGAACAGAUGAAGAGUAUGACAGUACUGCAGCUGAAAAAGAAAAUUUCUGAAAGGCUUCCGGGGAACUCAGGGGAAGAUCUGGAGACCCUUCGACUGAUCUUUACCAACAAACAGCUUGAGGACUCAUCCACGCUCUCCUCGUAUGCGAUCCAACACCAGUCUAUCAUCCAGCUAGUGAUGAGGGUGCCUGGGGGACGGAGACAUUGACGAAUGGACAGAAGAGAGCCUUCAUGUAGGCUACCUGAUUACUGCCUUUUAAAAAUAUAUAUAUUAAGAGUUAUUAGACUGCGGUCGAAGAGUUAUAUAUAUUUUUUGAACUAUUGUUGAAUUCUGCGGUUUACUUGUAGCAGCUGCCAGCCUACGCAACACAAUUUGCCUGUAUUUGUAUGUAUUUUAAAAAAUAAAUAAAUGUAAUUGCCAAAAUAAUUGUAAUUCAUGUUAAUCAGUUAUAACCUUUUAUUAAAAUAAACAUGUGGCCAGA